AUGCCGACGAAGCGGAUUUCAUUAACCGAGUGUUUAGAUUUGGAUAGAGACGUGGAUGGUGAUCAGCGGACCGGAAGUGCUACGGCCUACGAAAUGGGCUGCGGCUCCUCCGCCCAAGUGGUUUCCGGUCACGACGCGGCUAGCGACGGGGUCACGACCGACGCAAAGCUCAUCGGCAACGGACACCACGACGACGACCUGCCGACGGUAGUGUUGCCCGAUACGCCAGCGAGGCCGAAGCCACCAAUUGCUUACGAGAUACCGCUGGAGGAGUUCGACGGGAACCGUGGGGCGGCGGUGACCCCACCACCACACGUACAGAGGCUCCUGCAACCUCCCACCGCAGAGAUCACUCUGCCGCACAUAGAAGAGAAACUCGCUGAGGCGGAGCAAAGAAGACAGCUGAUCCUUCAACAACGGGCAACUUCUGCCCAGAAACGAGCACAGAAAAUCAUAAGUGCGUUUAACGAAACUGGCAACAUUAACUCUAAUAUGACCGAGAUCCUUAAGCACGGUGCGAACGCUUUGACAAUCCCACCAGAGCCGAGACAGGGCGCAGACAAAAAUAUA
This is a messenger RNA of Iphiclides podalirius (scarce swallowtail), 570 nucleotides long. NCBI's taxonomy places the organism in Eukaryota, Metazoa, Arthropoda, Insecta, Lepidoptera, Papilionidae. The record is from the annotation of a GenBank genome assembly.